GCUUAUCUGACUUCAGUAUACCUGAACGGCUCCUCGAUUCUUACGACAAUAUUAUCGUUCCUAGAUGAUAUGGGGAUCUACUUCCUGUUUUUCUGCGUGUUCCUGCGCCAGUAUCAGCUAUAUCGAAUCUUGUGCACAAAGAAGAAAUCGAGAUGUAUAAAGGUGACCGUCCGCUUCCUGAUUGUCUACGCAAUAGCCAUAUUGGUGGCCCUGACAGUCAUUCUGCUGUGCGAAUUCACGGAUUCCUGUCCCCUCUGGGCGUUUGAUAUCUAUUAUUUCUUACCUGGUAUCAUAUUAGUUUGUUGUUCCUGCUAUUGCUGCUGGAAAAUGUGGGCCGUCUCCUUUGUCUUCCGUGAUCAGCAUGCCUUGAUGCGCUUGACAACGGUUGCG
Messenger RNA from Sphaeroforma arctica JP610, 390 nucleotides. RefSeq lists its product as hypothetical. The transcript is spliced from 4 exons. The annotation marks the transcript as partial. The record is from RefSeq and is a predicted model, not a curated record. Lineage: Eukaryota; Ichthyosporea; Ichthyophonida.